CUAUAUUAGUGUCCUUAAGAAGAGUUGUUCUUCGAAUCUGUUUCGCUGGAGACCAUAGGCCUCCAUGCAGCCUCUACUUGUUGCAACAGCGGUGUGCUAGCCACGAUUACUUUGAGCAUUACAAAUGUACCCUGCGGAUCAAGAAUGGGGAGGGUUGUAGCAACAGUUUAUAAACACGUUUCACCACGGAACGAGAAAUGGAGAGAGUGAGUACUAGGGUCAAAGCGAGGUUUCCGACAGCCAGGGACAGUAGUGGGGGGCUCAAGCAGCGGCUUCCAGGAUAUGGCAGUCAAUUUAUGGGUCAAGCUACUACGUACUUCUUCUAUGAUUUUCCGGAGGAUCGGUUUCCUAAGGAUAUGUGGUUUACAUUCUGGUCAUUUCGGAAAGUGGCAGAUGUUUAUAUUCCAACAUGCAGGGAUCGAAGAGGACGUCGAUUCGGUUUUGUUCGAAUGGUAGGGAUUUCAGAUGUCAAGGAUAUGGAGGGGAAAUUGAAUCAGAUCUGGUUAGACUCAUACCAGCUCAAGGCAAAGGGGAAGAACGGAAAGGAGAUCUCAGAUUUUAAGUGCGUUCGGGAUGGCACAGAUUCUGUGUGUGUUAAGCAAGAUAUACCGUUGAAGGUGGGGAACGGGGAGCCAGAGUUGGUGCUAGAGUUUUCUCCCACGGAGGGUGAGACUACAUGGUUGAAAAAAGCAUGGUGGCAGUGGUUCAUUAUCUACUAUGCUUCAAAGAACAGACUGGUUUGGCUUCGUUUUACCGGUGUGCCAUUGAAAGUCUGGAGCGAGAGGUGUUUCACAGAGUUAGGUGGCCUAAUUGGAGAGGUGAUUCUUGUUGAUGAAGACACUAGGAAAUCAGAUACAGAAUAUUUCGACAAUGGAUAUGAUGAAGCUGAAGUUAAUGCAGACGGUUUCUUGGGGGAUGAUGGAGAGAAUGAAGCCGAAGAUUGUGCGGUAACGUCAGUGAAUUCAAAAUGGCUUCUAAAAUGGCAUGCUAAUUCUAAGGAAGCAAAUUCGAUGGAGUUGUUGGAAGAUAAUGGACCAGCAAAACAUGGGCCUAUUCAGGGGGAGUUGGAUGGGCCAACUGUUGAGAGGGUAUUGGAUAGGCCGAAUGUUGAGGGGUUAGAUGAUGUGCAAGCUAAACAUGGGUCGGUUGUGGGGGUGUUGGACGGGCCAAAUAAUGAGAGUUUGGAGGAAAUGCAGGCUGAAACGGGAUAUGUUAAGAGCAGUGAUGGGCAGAAUCGGGAAUUGAUUCAAAGAAGGAAAAAAAGUAAAAAUCUGGAGAUGCUUUAUGCAGGGGCUCAACAGGCCGAGAGGCCGAGGGAGAUGGGGACAAGAAACAUCACAGCGAGAUCAAGAUUUCGAAAGGAAAGAAAGGUACAUGAACAGCAAACAGAAAUUCCAGCUGAUGAGCAAUGUGCUAGUGUGUCCGAUGGAUGCAUUCAUAAUCGGAAUAAUGUAAUUUUUUGGCAAUUGGAGCUAGAAGAGGUUAGGAGGCUGUUCCAGAUGGGGCAGAGGCUAGGGAUUCAAUGUCAACAAAAUGAAGAUGAGGUGAUGUCAAGGUUGGUGGCUUUAGAGGAACGGGAUGAAGCCAAUUUCAGGGGAGCUUGAUGUCCAAGAAAGGUCGGCUAUUAGCAGUUUGUGAGGUUUGUUUUUUAAUGAAGAUUAUUUUGUUUAAUGUUAGGGGUUUGGGUAAUGUGUUUAAGAGGAAGGUGAUUCUUAAUUUGGUUAGGAAGGAAGAUCCUGAUUUUUUGUUUCUUCAAGAAACUAAAGUAGAAAAGGUUGAGGUUUCCUUGUGUAGAGCUUUAUGGAAUUCAGAUAAUUUUGACUGGGUAAUGCAGAAAUCAGUGGGCAAUUCUAGAGGUUUAUUGUGCAUAUGGAAUAAAAUGAGGUUUGUUAA
This is a messenger RNA of Rubroshorea leprosula, 1893 nucleotides long. The record is from the annotation of a GenBank genome assembly. Lineage: Eukaryota; Viridiplantae; Streptophyta; Magnoliopsida; Malvales; Dipterocarpaceae.